AUGCCCGGGAGAAGGCACCGCCACUUCCGGAGGACCCGGCGGCGGUCCAUCUCCCGCUCCACGCGCGCGGAGCUGCACUUCCCAGUCAGCCGCGUGGACCGCCUGCUGCGCGAGGGCCACUACGCGCACCGCCUCAGCUCUGCCACACCCGUGUUCCUGGCCGGCGUGCUGGAGUACCUGACGUCCAACAUCCUGGAGCUGGCCAGCGAGGAGGCACAGAGCCACCACCGGAUGCGCAUCACGCCGGAGCACGUGGAGAAGGCCGUGGACAACGACCAGCAGCUCAGCCUCCUCUUUGAAGACGACACCCACCUGGAGAUGCCCCCGCAUCACGGGAAGUGA
This is a messenger RNA of Condylura cristata (star-nosed mole), 342 nucleotides long. Its product is annotated as histone H2A-Bbd type 1-like. The transcript has a single exon. Gene Ontology annotation, molecular function: DNA binding; structural constituent of chromatin; protein heterodimerization activity. The record is from RefSeq and is a predicted model, not a curated record. Gene Ontology annotation, cellular component: nucleosome. Lineage: Eukaryota; Metazoa; Chordata; Mammalia; Eulipotyphla; Talpidae. Bases 1 to 342 code for a protein of 113 amino acids.